Messenger RNA from Salvia miltiorrhiza (redroot sage), 1924 nucleotides. Its product is annotated as cytochrome P450 76A1-like. Lineage: Eukaryota; Viridiplantae; Streptophyta; Magnoliopsida; Lamiales; Lamiaceae. The coding region runs from base 239 to 1780 and encodes 513 amino acids. The record is from RefSeq and is a predicted model, not a curated record. Gene Ontology annotation, molecular function: monooxygenase activity; oxidoreductase activity, acting on paired donors, with incorporation or reduction of molecular oxygen; iron ion binding. The transcript is spliced from 2 exons.
AACAUACACUAAUAUGAAUGAUGUGGCAUAAAAGAACAAACGAGACGGCUGAAAAUAGCAUAACUGCCAAACAAGAUUCGAGCACAGUGUUUUUCACUCGAGACAAAAAUGUUGGAAGCAAAGAGAAAAAAGAAGGAAUCUUUCAAUUCACAGUUUUGUAUAUUCAAUGGCAAAUAUGUAUACAUAUAGUAUAGAGUGAUCACCAUUGAUCAAAUUAUAUUAACACUAUUUGUAAGCUAUGGAUUGGAUAUGGACACUAUGUGUUGGUUUCUUGGUACCGUUCGUGGUCCUUCUCCACUACCGGCGGCAACGGGCGGGCUCGAGCGCGUCCCGGCUGCCCCCGGGCCCACGGGGGUGGCCGGUGUUCGGCAACAUGUUCGAGCUCGGCCCGAUGCCGCACAAAACUAUAGCCGGUUUGAGCCGAGAGCACGGCCCGGUCGUGUGGCUCAGGAUCGGCUCGAUCGACACGAUGGUCGUGCAGACGGCCGCGGCCGCGGCCGACCUCUUCAAGAACCACGACGCGAGCUUCGUCGAGCGCACGAUCACGGAGGUCAUGCGGGCCCACGGCUUCGACCGGGCGGCCGUGUCGCUCUCGCCCCCGGGCCCCUACUGGCGCGCGAUGAAGCGGAUGAUGACGGCGGAGAUGCUGGUGCAGAAGCGGAUCGGCGAGUCGGAGGCGGUCCGACGGCGCUGCGUCGGCGAGAUGGUGGGGUGGAUCGGGCGGGAGGCCGGGAAGGGCAAUGCAGUUAGGGCGAGUCGAACAUGCGACGGGGGUGGGGUCCACGUGGCGAGGUUCGUGUUCCUGGCGUCGUUCAACAUGCUGGCGAACCUGAUGCUGUCGCAGGAUCUGGUCAGCCCCGACGCGGAGGAGGGGUCGGAAUUCUUCGCCGCCAUGAUCGAGCUCAUGAGCUGCUCCGGCCAGCCCAACAUCGUCGAUUUGUUCCCCUGCCUCAGGUGGCUCGAUCCUCAAGGCUUGCGGCGGAAGAUUGAUCGCGGAAUGGGGAAGACGUUGAAGAUCGUCGCCGGAUUCGUCGAGAAACGGAUUAGAGAGAAGAAAUCAAACCCUAAUUCGAAAAAGGAUUUCCUAGAGGUGCUUCUAGAAUACCGCGGAAACGGCGAGGAUGAAUCCGAUCAAAUCUCCGAUCACCAACUCCACAUUAUCAUCAUGGAAGUGUUCCUCGCCGGAUCGGAGACGACGAGCAGCACGAUCGAGUGGGCGAUGGUGGAGCUGCUGAGCCACCCGGAGGCGAUGGCGGCGGCGAGGAGCGAGCUCGCGCGCGUCGUCGGAGAGGGCAAGAGAUUCGAGGAAGCGCACAUCGACGAUCUCCCGUACCUGCAGGCGGUGAUGAAGGAGACGCUCCGGCUGCAUCCGCCGAUCCCCUUCCUGGUGCCGCGGCGGGCGGUUCGAGAGGUCAAUUUCAUGGGGUACCAAAUCCCUAAAAACACGCAGCUGUUCGUGAACGCGUGGGCGAUCGGGCGGGACCCGCAGCGCUGGGAGGAGGCGGCGGCGUUCAAGCCGGAGAGGUUUUUGGGGUCGGGGAGGGAUUACAAGGGGCAGAAUUUCGAGCUGAUCCCGUUCGGCGCGGGGCGGAGGAUCUGCGCCGGGAUCCCGCUGGCGCACCGGAUGCUGCACCUGGUGCUGGAGAAUCUGCUGCACGAGUUCGAGUGGGGAGUGGAUGAGGUCGGGAGGAAGGCGAUGAUGGAUGAGAGGGAGAGGAUGGGAGUCACGGUGAGGAAACUGGUGCCGCUCAUGGCCACGCCGCGGAGGUGCUCGGCGUAAUGCCUCACUGCCCUUGCUGUUGAAGGCGGCAGCUGCUUUUUAUGUGAUGUUUUGAAUUUUGGGAUUUUGUGUUUGGAGAAAUUUUUAGUCUCAGUAUUUGUAGAUUGAUUAUAAUUGGCACCUUUUCAUAAUAUUUCCCUAUAA